AGCUGAGGCCUGGGGAUGUUCCCAGUGCCGGCUGCAGCCCCCCACGCUCCCACUGCCGUCCCCUGGAGCGUGGCCGGGGUCCCCACGCCCGUGUCCCCCCAGGUGUGGUCCCACUACGAGGAGACGCCGGUGGAAGAGGUGGUGCCGGUGCUGGAGGAGAAGGAGCGCGCGGCCAACUACAAACCCGUGUUUGUCACCGAGAUCACCGACGACCUCCACUUCUACGUGCAGGACGUGGAGACGGGCGCCCAGCUGGAGAAGCUGAUGGAGAACAUGCGCGCCGAGGUGGGCACCCACCCGCCCGUGGAGGGCUCCUUCGCCCCGCGCCGCGGUGACUUCUGCAUCGCCAAGUUUGUCGACGGGGAAUGGUACCGCGCACGCGUGGAGAAGGUGGAGUCGGGCGGGAAAGUGCACAUCUUCUACAUUGACUACGGCAACGUGAGUGGCACCGGGACACGGGGGGGAAAACAGCCUGCCUUCCAUGGAUCCCUCUGUCCAUGGAUCCAUCUAUCCAUCCAUGGAUCCACCC
Cyanistes caeruleus (blue tit) is the source of this 529-nucleotide messenger RNA. NCBI's taxonomy places the organism in Eukaryota, Metazoa, Chordata, Aves, Passeriformes, Paridae. The record is from RefSeq and is a predicted model, not a curated record.